Molecule: messenger RNA, 393 nt
Organism: Trypanosoma cruzi
Lineage: Eukaryota; Euglenozoa; Kinetoplastea; Trypanosomatida; Trypanosomatidae
Exons: 1
Coding region: 1-393 (130 amino acids)
Source: RefSeq, a predicted model, not a curated record
AUGCAGAAUCAGGUGCUUAUUAUGCAUUUUAUGCAUACAUGUAUUUAUAAUUUCUUUUCCCCCUCCCCUCUUUUUUUUUUCUUUCUCUUUGUUUGUUACUUGUACAAAUUCCUGUGUGUGUGUGUGUGUGUGUUUGAGCCCCAACCUCCACCCACCCACCCCCCCUUUUUUUUUUUUUGGCGGCUUCUUCCUCUGUUUGUGGACUUUACUUUACGUUUCCUGUUCUCCUCUCUUAUCUUUGUUUAUUUCAAGAGGACAUUGAUUGUUGUGGCUCUUGCGCUUCGUUUUGCCACUGCUGUCAUAUUUUUGAUGGCCGUGGAUAAGUUGCCAUUGACGCAGUGCUGCUUAUUAUUAUUAUUAUUAUUAUUAUUGAUCACGUGCCACGUCGGAUAA